Mangifera indica (mango) is the source of this 1955-nucleotide messenger RNA. RefSeq lists its product as uncharacterized. NCBI's taxonomy places the organism in Eukaryota, Viridiplantae, Streptophyta, Magnoliopsida, Sapindales, Anacardiaceae. The record is from RefSeq and is a predicted model, not a curated record. The transcript is spliced from 5 exons. Bases 65 to 1843 code for a protein of 592 amino acids.
GAGUACAGUUCACACUCGCAAUUACAACUUUCUUUCCAAAUUUCCCAACCCAGAUGAUAAGAACAUGCAAGAAAUACUGCGUAACGCUGCAUUGAGGAAUGAUGGGGGGAUUUUUAGCAGACGCGGCCAAGAAAUUGCAAAACAUGCAACUGAUAGUUUAACAGAAAAGGAUGACAACGCUCUCCACAUCGCAGUUUUAGCAGGUUCUUCUAAUUUCAUUACUAAUCUGCUAGAAUAUAUGGACCCGAAAGAUUUGGAAAGGCUAAAUGGCGACGGCAAUACUGCCUUUUUUCUUGCCGCUAAAUAUGGAAGGGUUAGAAGUGCUGCUGCGCGGAUGUUAAGUAUGAACAGAAAGUUGCUAUCUAUCCGUGGAGAAGCUGAAAUGCUACCAAUUCAGAUAGCAGCUGAGAAAGGCCACAUAAGGAUGGUGGAAAGCAUUUAUGAUGUAGGUUAUCAGGGCCCUAAUUCUGAAAAUUUAAGUGAAGAGGAUUGCAAGAAAUUGCUUCCCAAUCUAGUUUGUAUAGCUGAUUUGAUCGAUAUUGCGUGGAAAUUGCUACAGGAACACCCGAAUAUAGUCGAUACUAAUAUAGAAAUUGGAAGGACGACGAGAGAUGAAACAUUUUUGCAUGUCUUAGCUCGAACACAUUUGAUCUCUCUUGAGUUGUCCAAUCAAAAUGAGGAAACACUAGUCCAGAUAUUCUUCCAGAUAUUCUUCAACAAAUCAUCGCACAUAAACAAGUGUCCCCAUGAAAAACUGCCCAAGGAAGCGCUGGAUCUACUCAAACACUUUUUGGACAAAAUAAAUCGUUCUGACGAGUGGAUGGAAAAAGUAAUAGUUGACGCUGUCCAACACGAAAACGUUGAAUUUUUAAGCUUGAUUAUUUGUGACUAUUCUGGGUUGAUGGAUUGCACAAGAACAGCUGGCUUAAUAUUUUCCAAUGCUAUUUCAAAGCGUCAGAAGGAUAUCUUCCGACUGCUAGAUGAUUUACAUCCAUCAUUUUGGGAACACAUAGUUGACUACAGAGAUUCUGAAAAAAACAACAUCUUGCAUUUGGCUGGAAAGUUGAGCCCACCUGAACGGCUCGAUGCUAUAUGUGGAGUAGCUCAACAGCUACAGGAAGAGUUGAAGUGGUUUAAGGAAGUGAGUGAAAUGGUGGCUGUAUCUAAAGCUUGUGAGAAAAAUAAAGCUGGAAAAACCCCAAAAGCCUUAUUUGAUGAGGAGCACAAACAAUUGAAGGGAAGGGCCGAGCAAUGGAUAAAGGGCACUGCAAAGUCAUGCAUGAUUGUGGCAACACUUAUUGCCACUGUGGGUUUUGGUGCACCUUUCACAGUACGUGGUGGGACCAAUGAAGAGUCGGGAAUGCCUCGUUUUUCCAGUCAACUUUCCUUCAGAAUUAUCUUAUUUGCAGACACAAUAUCUGUGGUAUUAUCCGUGUACUCCCUUUUAAUCUUCUUAGCUGUUCAGACUUCCCGAUAUGCAGAAGAAGAUUUUCUUCUGGAGUUACCUAGGAAGUUGGUGUUUGGACUGUUGACCCUUUGGCUAUCAAUAGCAGCAAUGAUGGUGGUGUUUUGUACAAGUAUUUUCGUUGUCUUCAAAGUUGAUAUUAUUUGGGUUCAAAUUCUGCUUAGUGUGAGCGCUUCUUCACCAGUCUUGCACUUCGUCAAGAUGAAUAGGCGACUCUUGUACGAUGUAGUGCGUAAAACCAUUGAAGUAAAUUCUAUUUUGAAGGAAGAGAAUGAAAGGGGAGUGUAUACAUGUCUUGAACAUUCUAGACGUUGGUUGAUCUCAUGGAUCACAUGUAAAAGGGGACGGAAUACAUGUCAUCAUCAUUCUACACGUUGAUCGAACUCAUGGAACUCAUGUAAUCUGUAGCCAUUGUUGUAUUUGUGUAUCAUUCAUGCCUCCAAAAGAUAAUGAAAUUAUGGUCCAAGCCAAAUAUUAUGAACAUUCUACA